UCUCUCCCCCUGGCCGACAGAUGUCGCUGUUGUAACGUCACAGCCACUCCGUUUAUGAGCCAAUCAGAUCAUGACUAAGGACCCGUCGUCAUGAAGCAGCAGCCAAUGAAAGGGCAGGAGAGCGGGUCCAGGGGCGGGGCUGAGGUUGGGGUGGUAAAGCAGAAGGCUGAGAGAGAUGACCCUGCCUUCCCAUCUCCUCCCCCGUCUCCUCCCAGCCCUCUUCCUAUCUUCCUGUUUCCAUCUGAACUGGUGUUCUACUCUGAUCAGAGGAGUUCCCACAGGAGAGUCCUGACUCUCUACAACCCUUACACCACCAUCAGAUUCAAGAGUAAGAACCAUACAGUGGUGCGUCACCAAGAUGUGUCCCCCCGCCACUGGGGAAGGAGAGAUCGGUUCCGCCUGGAGGUGUCGGGGGGAGGGCAGGGGGCGAAACGGGAGGAGAGGCCACUGCCCAGAAUCGACCCACUAGCCCCCCGAGACUCCUCCCUCCCUCUCUCACUCACUCCUCUACCUUACUUCACAUUGCCCCAGAAAGUUCGGAGACUGUCCCAGUUUGCAGUGUCGGUGGUGAUGGGUGUGGUGUGUGUUGCUUUCUUAAUGCUCCCCCUCCACUCUGAGCCCAACAACUUGGUUCCUAGCUAUGCCCAUGUGACUGUCACACAGAAAUUGGUGUGCGCCUACACACUGGGUCUGCUCACCAUGGUGUUUCUACGGUAACCAGAAGAGGAGAUGAUGUUUCCAUGGAGAUUCAGACCAAGAUCCCCCCCCCCUGUUCAUUCCCCAGACCAAUCUGAUGUGUUCUAGGGGCCAACAGUGCUGAUAUGUCCAACAGGGCUGAUAUGGUCUAGGGACCAACAGGGCUGAUAUGUCCAACAGGGCUGAUAUGGUCUAGGGACCAACAGGGCUGAUAUGUUCUAGGGACCAACAGGGCUGAUAUGUUCUAGGGACCAACAGGGCUGAUAUGUUCUAGGGACCAACAGGGCUGAUAUGUCCAACAGGGCUGAUAUGUUCUAGGGACCAACAGGGCUGAUAUGUUCUAGGGGCCAACAGGGCUGAUAUGUUCUAGGGACCAACAGGGCUGAUAUGUUCUAGGGACCAACAGGGCUGAUAUGUUCUAGGGACCAACAGGGCUGAUAUGUUCUAGGGGCCAACAGGGCUGAUAUGUUCUAGGGACCAACAGGGCUGAUAUGUUCUAGGGACCAACAGGGCUGAUAUGUUCUAGGGACCAACAGGGCUGAUAUGUUCUAGGGGCCAACAAGGCUGAUAUGUUCUAGGGGUCAACAGGGCUAAUAUGUUCUAGGGGUCAACAGGGCUGAUAUGUUCUAGGGGUCAACAGGGCUAAUAUGUUCUAGGGGUCAACAGGGCUGAAAUGUGAAACUGCAUGUAAAGCAUACAUUUAAACAAGUGGUAAACAAACAUAUGUGUACACUAACAUACAUGUAAACAAACCAACAUGUACUGUAAACAAACAUACGUGUACACUGACAUACACACAUGUAAACAAACCAACAUGUACUGUAAACAAACAUACAUGUACACUGACAUACAUAUAUGUAAACAAACCAACAUGUACUGUAAACAAACAUAUGUGUACACUAACAUACAUGUAAACAAACCAACAUGUACUGUAAACAAGCAUACAUGUACACUAACAUACAUGUAAACAAACCAACCUGUACUGUAAACAAACAUAAGUGUACACUAACAUACAUGUAAACAAACCAACAUGUACUGUAAACAAACAUACAUGUACACUGACAUACAUACAUGUAAACAAACCAACAUGUACUGUAAACAAACAUACAUGUACACUAACAUACAUGUAAACAAACCAACAUGUACUGUAAACAAACAUACAUGUACACUAACAUACAUGUAAACAAACCAACAUGUACUGUAAACAAACAUACAUGUACACUAACAUACAUGUAAACAAACCAACAUGUACUGUAAACAAACAUACAUGUACACUGACAUACAUACAUGUAAACAAACCAACAUGUACGGUAAACAAACAUACGUGUACACUGACAUACAUACAUGUAAAAAAAAAACAUGUACUGUAAACAAACAUACAUGUACACUGACAUACAUACAUGUAAACAAACCAACAUGUACGGUAAACAAACAUACGUGUACACUGACAUACAUACAUGUAAAAAAAAAACAUGUACUGUAAACAAACAUACAUGUACACUGACAUACAUACA
Messenger RNA from Oncorhynchus tshawytscha (Chinook salmon), 2210 nucleotides. Its product is annotated as motile sperm domain-containing protein 1. The record is from RefSeq and is a predicted model, not a curated record. Bases 91 to 717 code for a protein of 208 amino acids. The transcript has 4 exons. Gene Ontology annotation, cellular component: cytoplasm. NCBI's taxonomy places the organism in Eukaryota, Metazoa, Chordata, Actinopteri, Salmoniformes, Salmonidae.